CCCGACUCUGCAGCUUGUGGAGUCGCUCUGACCAAGGGUGUUGAAUAUCUACUCAUGGGCAGACUGCAGUCUGAUGGAUCGCUGCACGUCCACCUGUGUGACAUCCAUCGGCCGUGGAAGGACUUGAGCAUCAUGCGAAAGCACCUGUUGUACCACUACGGAGAGGGAUGCGAUUGCACGAUCAAGUCCUGCAUCUCCUUCCCGUGCUGCAUGACCAGUCUGACGGAGUGCCUGUGGACAGACUUCCUGCCGGGCAAGUUGGGCAAUCGCGACCAGGCCCAAAACUAUGCUUGCGUCAAGAAAAGCGAUGGCUGUUGUGCUUGGGACAGGCCUGCUAUCUAUCAGCCAAAUGGAUACCCAACCCUGAAAAGCUAAUGAUGAAAAAUAAAAAAAACAUUAUCA
Molecule: messenger RNA, 402 nt
Organism: Hippocampus comes (tiger tail seahorse)
Lineage: Eukaryota; Metazoa; Chordata; Actinopteri; Syngnathiformes; Syngnathidae
Product: metalloproteinase inhibitor 2-like
Exons: 3
Coding region: 55-375 (106 amino acids)
Biological process (GO): negative regulation of endopeptidase activity; negative regulation of membrane protein ectodomain proteolysis
Cellular component (GO): extracellular matrix
Molecular function (GO): metalloendopeptidase inhibitor activity; protease binding
Source: RefSeq, a predicted model, not a curated record